Molecule: messenger RNA, 372 nt
Organism: Rhododendron vialii
Lineage: Eukaryota; Viridiplantae; Streptophyta; Magnoliopsida; Ericales; Ericaceae
Exons: 2
Coding region: 1-372 (123 amino acids)
Source: RefSeq, a predicted model, not a curated record
AUGGCGCGGUGUUAUAUUCUGGCUUCUAUGUCGAAUAUAUUGCAACAUCAACAUCAGUCUAUGGAAACUACUUACGAUAUGAUGUUGAACCUCAAAGACAUGUUUGGGGAUCAAAAUCGUGCAGCCGGGCUAGUUACUAUGAAAGAAUUGGUGAGCAUAACCCAUGUUGAAGGGACCCCAAUUAGGGAUCAUAUUCUGAAGAUGAUUGCUCUUCUGAAUGAACUAGAGAUCUUUGGGGCUAAAAUCGAUACAGAAACCCAGAUCGAUUUCGAACUCCAAGCAGCUGAGGGUCUUGUGGUUGUGAAGAAAUCACCAUCAGUGUUAGUGCCUGAGAAGGCUUCUACUUCUAAGUCGAAAGGCAAGAAGAAGUAG